AUGGCUUGGCGAAAUCAAGGAAUUACGGGCUCCAACAACAUCCCGCUGGGUCGCCGUCGAUUCAACGGCGAGGAAGAAGAGGAUAGCCGCGAUGCGACUCCUUCUUCCAUGCCCGAUGGCCCCAAGCGUGGUCGCAGCCCCGUUCGAGCCGAAGCUCCUGCUGAAGAUGGCGUUAAACGACGUAAGAAGCGCAACCGUUGGGGAGAUCAGCAAGAGAACAAGGCGGCUGGUUUGAUGGGUCUGCCUACAAUGAUUAUGGCGAACUUUACCAGCGAGCAGCUGGAAGCUUACACUCUGCACCUGCGUAUCGAGGAGAUCAGCCAGAAGCUUCGGAUCAACGAUGUGGUCCCUGCUGAUGGUGACAGAUCUCCUUCGCCACCACCGCAGUACGACAACUUCGGUAGACGUGUGAACACCCGCGAGUACCGUUACCGCAAGCGUCUCGAGGAUGAGCGUCACAAGCUGAUCGAGAAGGCCAUGAAGACCAUUCCUAACUACCACCCACCUUCUGACUACAGACGUCCCACAAAGACCCAGGAGAAGGUCUACGUCCCAGUGAACGACUACCCAGAGAUUAACUUCAUUGGCUUACUCAUAGGACCUCGUGGAAACACCUUGAAGAAGAUGGAGACCGAAUCUGGUGCUAAGAUUGCUAUUCGUGGCAAGGGCUCCGUCAAGGAAGGAAAGGGUCGAUCUGAUGCCGCUCACGCUAGCAACCAGGAGGAAGAUCUUCACUGUCUGAUCAUGGCGGACACCGAAGAGAAGGUGAACAAAGCCAAGAAGCUGGUUCACAACGUCAUUGAGACUGCCGCUUCCAUCCCCGAAGGCCAAAAUGAGCUCAAGCGCAACCAGCUCAGAGAGCUGGCUGCUCUUAACGGUACUCUUCGUGACGAUGAGAACCAGGCUUGCCAGAACUGUGGUCAAAUUGGACAUCGCAAGUACGACUGCCCUGAGCAACGCAACUUCACCGCAAACAUCAUCUGUCGCGUCUGUGGCAACGCUGGCCACAUGGCCCGUGAUUGUCCCGACCGCCAGAGAGGCAGCGACUGGCGCAACAACAAUACUGGUCCCGGUGGUCGUGGUCCUCGUGCUGUUGGCGCUGGAGAUGCUGUCGACCGCGAGAUGGAGCAACUCAUGAACGAACUUUCGGGUGGCGCCCCUGGCGAGUACCCGCCUCGUCGCAUUGAAGCCGGCCCCGAACAGGGUAACCAAGGCGGCUAUCCUCCUGCUGACGACAGUGAUGUGAAGCCCUGGCAACAGCGUGGUCCCCCACCGGCACCCUCAGCUACUAGUGAUGUCGCCCCUUGGCAACAACGACGUGAGCACCGUCCUCGCGAUGAUUACCAACCUCGCGACAAUUACGGAUCUCGCGACAAUGGCCCCGCGCCCUGGGCUCAAAGCCGCGGUCACGAUAAUUCUGGAUACGGUGGCGGCGGUUAUGGAUCUCACGGCGGCUCUCACGGCGGUUCUCACGGUGGCUCUCACGGUGGCUCUCACAGUGGAUAUGCUGCGGCUGGUGCUGCUCCUUGGCAACAACAGGCUGCCCCUGGCGGUCAUGCUGUUCAGCAACAGCAACCCGCUUACGGCUAUGGCGGUUAUGGUUAUGCUGCUCCUGGUAUGGCUGCUGCUGCGCCCGGCAUGGCUCCUUGGUCCUAUGGAGCUGCUGCUCCUGGUGCCGCUCCUGGCGCUCCCCCUGGUGCUCCUCCUGGAGCUGGCAGCCCUCCUCCUCCGCCUCCACCUGGUGAUGGGCCCCCACCCCCCUCCUCCUAG
This is a messenger RNA of Penicillium malachiteum, 1770 nucleotides long. RefSeq names its product putative zinc knuckle transcription factor/splicing factor MSL5/ZFM1 (gene bbp). Gene Ontology annotation, cellular component: nucleus. Gene Ontology annotation, biological process: regulation of mRNA splicing, via spliceosome. Gene Ontology annotation, molecular function: mRNA binding; zinc ion binding. The transcript is spliced from 7 exons. The coding region runs from base 1 to 1770 and encodes 589 amino acids. The record is from RefSeq and is a predicted model, not a curated record. NCBI's taxonomy places the organism in Eukaryota, Fungi, Ascomycota, Eurotiomycetes, Eurotiales, Aspergillaceae.